Akanthomyces muscarius is the source of this 450-nucleotide messenger RNA. RefSeq lists its product as uncharacterized. Bases 1 to 450 code for a protein of 149 amino acids. The record is from RefSeq and is a predicted model, not a curated record. The transcript has 2 exons. NCBI's taxonomy places the organism in Eukaryota, Fungi, Ascomycota, Sordariomycetes, Hypocreales, Cordycipitaceae. Gene Ontology annotation, molecular function: carbon-sulfur lyase activity.
AUGACUACUGAGCUGCCCACACGUGUUAGUGGCGGCUGCCUCUGCGAAGCCCUUCGCUACACCAUCACCUUUCCCCAAGACCAUGAUUUCCAGCGCGGCGCAUCGACGUGCCAGUGCUCGCAGUGCCGCAAGCAGACUGGCAGCCUCAUCUACCGCGUGCAAAAGGUGCCGCGCAGCAGCUUCGCGCUCACCUCGCAGGCGACCCUCAAAACCUACAAGGCGUCGCCGCCCAACUCGCGCGGGUUCUGCGGUGACUGCGGCGGGCUCAUCUACUGGGCCGCCGAGGACGAGGACAAGAUUAGCGUCUGCGUGGGCUCGUUUGACGACGACGUGCUGCAAAAGUACGGCCGGGUCCUGACGUACGCCGAGAGGCACUUGUACUGCGUGAAUGAUAUACCCGGUGUGACGGAUCAUUUGCCAGGAAAGAAAUAUCCAGGCAACGAUGACUGA